GGUGUCUAGUCAAAGAAUGAAUGAAGAAAGACAUUUCAAGGAAAUUGAAGAUUUUGAAAUCGAGCAUACGCAAAACCCUCAAAGGAACAUGCACAGAGUUUCGAGGCUUUUCUUCAGAAAACAUGGUUUGGAUCCCGUUCUAUCGAGAAAAUCAUCAUUGGUAAUCACACCCGAAGACACCUUCUUCCAUUUUUUCUGUACUACCUCUGAGGUAAGUUCUUCUCAAAGCUCUUCACAGUUGUUCGCACAUUGCAAUUCUAGAAGCUUAACAUUUGAAAGCAACACCAACAAUGGCUUAACAAACCAAUUUGGCCUCAUUCGCCUGCAAGAGAUUUCAGUAAAUCACGCAAACGAUCAAAGUCAUGACGAGUUUGCUUCUGAUGUGGAAAAGGUUUAUAGAAUAUUACGAAAGUACCAUUCUAGGGUUCCUAAAUUGGAACUCGCUCUCAGAGAAUCUGGAGUUGUUGUGAGGCCCGGAUUGACUGAGCGUGUGUUGAAUCGAUGUGGUGAUGCCGGGAAUUUGGCCUAUAGGUUCUAUUCCUGGGCCUCUAAGCAAUCUGGUCAUCGACAUGAUCAGGAUGCAUACAAGGCAAUGAUUAAGAUUUUGGGUAAGAUGCGUCAGUUUGGUGCUGUUUGGGCACUGAUUGAGGAAAUGAGACAGGAGAAUCCUCAGUUGAUUACGCAGCAAUUGUUUGUUAUUUUGAUGAGAAGGUUUGCCUCUGCAAGGAUGGUUCAGAAGGCGGUUGAAGUGUUGGAUGAAAUGCCUAAAUACGGGUGUGAACCGGAUGAAUAUGUUUUCGGGUGUUUGUUGGAUGCUUUAUGCAAGAAUGGAAGUGUUAAGGAGGCAGCUUCGCUGUUUGAGGACAUGAGGUAUCGGUGGAAACCGAGUGUGAAGCAUUUUACUUCAUUGUUGUAUGGUUGGUGCAAGGAAGGGAAGCUUAUGGAGGCCAAGCAUGUGUUGGCUCAGAUGAAGGAAGCGGGCAUUGAGCCAGAUAUUGUGGUUUAUAACAACUUACUCGGUGGGUAUGCUCAGGCCGGAAAAAUGGGGGAUUCUUAUGAUCUUUUGAAAGAGAUGAGGAGGAAGGGUUGUGAACCAAAUGCUACGUCCUACACAGUUUUGAUCCAGUCACUUUGUAAACAUGAAAGAUUGGAGGAGGCUACGCGGGUAUUUAUUGAGAUGCAGAGAAGUGGUUGUCAGGCGGAUGUUGUUACAUAUUCCACAUUAAUUAGUGGAUUUUGUAAGUGGGGAAAAAUAAAAAGGGGGUAUGAGCUUUUGGAUGAGAUGAUACAGCAAGGGCACUCCCCAAAUCAGACUAUUUAUCAGCAUAUCAUGGUGGCCCAUGAGAAGAAGGAGGAGCUGGAAGAAUGUAAGGAACUAGUGAAUGAGAUGCAGAAGAUUGGUUGUCCUCCGGAUCUUAGCAUCUACAAUACCGUCAUUAGGUUGGCUUGCAAGUUGGGAGAGGUCAAGGAAGGUGUUCGACUUUGGAAUGAAAUGGAAUCCAAUGGGCUCAGUCCUGGAAUUGACACCUUUGUCAUCAUGAUUAAUGGUUUUCUUGAGCAAGGCUGCCUAGUUGAAGCCUGUGAGUAUUUUAAAGAGAUGGUUGGAAGAGGGCUUUUUACUGCUCCUCAAUAUGGUAUCCUAAAGGAUCUGAUGAAUUCUCUUCUAAGAGCUGAGAAGCUUGAAAUGGCCAAAGAUGCUUGGAAUUGUAUCACGGCUUCUAAAGGGUGUCAGCUAAAUGUGAGUGCAUGGACAAUCUGGAUUCAUGCACUCUUUUCAAAAGGACAUGUGAAGGAGGCUUGUUCAUUCUGUAUAGACAUGAUGGAUAAGGAUUUAAUGCCACAACCAGAUACUUUUGCAAAACUUAUGCGUGGUUUGAAGAAAUUAUAUAACAGGCAGUUCGCAGCAGAGAUCACGGAGAAGGUAAGGAAAAUGGCAGCUGAUAGGCAGAUCACUUUUAAGAUGUAUAAACGGAGAGGAGAGAGGGACUUGAAAGAAAAGGAAAAGGAGAAAAAGGAUGGGAGGAAGAGGAGAGCUAGACAACGCCAAUGGGGUGGAGGCCGUAAGAAAUUAUAAUUUUCACCGGUGAAGUUUGACAUAAAAUAUGUAGGAAUUCAGAGGAGUGUGAUCUUUGGCAAGAAUUUGGUCAGGAAAUUCAAUUGAAUGGAAAUUAAAUGAUCAUAUUCACAUUCAAUUCAUAAUAGAGAAGCUGCUUUUUCUCUGAUGUAUCAAUACUCACCGGCCAAAAAUUGUUACUAUCAGAAUUUGAGAACUUGAGAUAAGGUGAGAGGAACGGAAAUAGAGAUUGAAAAGGAAUUCUGACUCUAAAAUUCCAUUCUACUGCUUGACUCUGAUAUGAAUAAUUCAAAUUAACGUUAGAAUAGUUAUGUUAUGCACUAUGCAUUUCUUUCUACCAUUAACCACUUAACUAUCAGAUAUCCACUCUUGGCAGAAUAACUCUUUUAAAAUUUUCAACCCUCUUUGCAUGUUGCCUGUACUUGGAUGCAUUAUCCAUUAUUAGCUAAAAACAGGCAUUCUAAUGAUUAGUCAAAAAUCUCUAUCAAUGAUCGGAAUAACAUUGGCUAGAAUUGCUCUUUUAAAUUUAUAUUCCCUCUUGACUGAAUUUUCUUGCAUGGGAGUACUUACCAUGAUUAGCUGAAAGCCUGAAAAGUGGGAAUUUAUUAACUUCCUUUUUCUAAUUUUCUAGUGCAGUCUUAUGAACUUUCCUGUAAUUCUCUCCUUUUAUUCAUGUUUAUGGGUGAUCGAUUGUUAUACCGGAAUUCGUAUGGGAAACCCGCUGGUCAUCCUCCCCCUGGCACGAAUAGAUUUGGCUUGAAUGAUUUUGGUUAAGUAAACUUUAAAUUCACGGGUAGGUUGGUACCCAGUUUUAUGGGAUAUAGCACCCUCAUCGAAGAAAUCACGUAUGUGUAGCACUUCUGUAUGGUGUUGCGUGAUCUGAUCAGCCAGUGACUGAUAUGCUUUACGAAAAUGUGAUACUUGUUUGAAAAACCUUCAUUUAUACAAUCAGCCACGGGGAAGUAUUUUCUUUCUUUUUUGUCAUAAUUGUUAAUGCAACAAGAUUAUGUUUUGUAUUCAUUUUCCAUUUCUUCACUUAGGUGUCAAGUCAUAUUGAAUGCUAUUUUUUACGGAUAUCUUCUGGACCAGGUAAUCUGUUUGGUGGCAGGCAACAUGGCGGUACAGAUGGCUACUGGACAACUAUUUUUCUGUAUCAUGUCUCACUGGAAUUUUGUUAUCUAAACCUUUGCUACAGUGACUACGAAGUCAUCAGGCAUUUCAAAUUCCAUUAGUGGAAAAGGAGGAGAUAGCUCAAAGGAUCGCAAUUUGGGCGAUAAAGGAUCCAAUGUUCAGAAGAGAAGAUCCUUUAACGGGAGCAUUCCUUCAUAGUACGAGUACAUUGCAUUAAGCAGUUCUGGUUCUUGAAGUUCAGAGUUUCGCUGUGAUCUGGAUCCAGAAUUAGUUGCAAUACCCUGAUGUGUUAUACUCCCCUCACUCACGCUGCUAAUAACUCUUCCGUUCAUUGAAGUUUUAAACUUAGGUUAUGCCUAGUUUAGGCGAAAGACAGUGUAAAAUAAAGUUGAAAAAUUAAAAUGUAGUUUUUGAUAGAACAAGAGUUCUACCUAUAAUCAUUUUAUGUAUCUAUUUUUGCCUUUAA
Messenger RNA from Vigna angularis (adzuki bean), 3671 nucleotides. Its product is annotated as putative pentatricopeptide repeat-containing protein At5g65820. Gene Ontology annotation, cellular component: chloroplast. Gene Ontology annotation, molecular function: protein binding. Bases 17 to 2074 code for a protein of 685 amino acids. Lineage: Eukaryota; Viridiplantae; Streptophyta; Magnoliopsida; Fabales; Fabaceae. The record is from RefSeq and is a predicted model, not a curated record. The transcript is spliced from 2 exons.